AUGUCCCAUGCUUCGGGUGCCACUGGUAUGGCGGCGAGAACCGCCAGCAUCUGCCUCACUUGCACCUACGCUCGCUACGGCAUCAAUGUCCAGAUUGUGGCGCAAUACUUUCUCGAAGCGACGCUCUACGCCGUCAUAUUCGCUUUGGAAAUUGCCAUCUGGAUGCAUAAAGCAGUGAUGGCACACUUGUUGCUGGUCGAUGUUCUUAAUGCGAAAAGAAUUCUCCAUCCAUCGCUCAUGUUGCUGGACUAUAGACUUAUUCAAGUGGAGGACAGCAUACAGGAUCUCACACGCGGUCAAAUGUCCUCAACUUGCUUUCCCCGGAGACGAUGGGUUGUGCGUAAGGACUACGAGAGGAGGAUCGAGAUACAGCGCGAGGAACGCGGCGCCAGGAGUCGAAGGUCCUUGGUAGAGGAAUAA
This is a messenger RNA of Postia placenta MAD-698-R-SB12, 420 nucleotides long. RefSeq lists its product as hypothetical. The coding region runs from base 1 to 420 and encodes 139 amino acids. The transcript is spliced from 6 exons. Lineage: Eukaryota; Fungi; Basidiomycota; Agaricomycetes; Polyporales; Adustoporiaceae. The record is from RefSeq and is a predicted model, not a curated record.